AUGUACAGCCUAAAUAGUUGGACCAGUGGAGUCGAGAGUUAUAUCGCGCCCGUGGAGCCGGCGGGCGCUGUUCUGGCGGAGGGUCACGCCCUGCCCAGCAUAGCGGCCACGUCGCCGGCGGACUGGGAGUGCAGGAGCGCGGCGCGGGCCGGCCUGGGCGGCGCGAGGCGUGGCAGCGCCAGCACCCCCGCAGAAGUGGACCCCAAAGGGCACCCCGUCACGAACUCGUGGCGCGUCGCCUCCGUGGGGCUGAUCCGCCGCUUAGGGUCCCAUCUGAGAACGAAAGCUGUAAUGAACGGCCAAGGAGGUACGGUAACACUAACAGAA
Molecule: messenger RNA, 327 nt
Organism: Iphiclides podalirius (scarce swallowtail)
Lineage: Eukaryota; Metazoa; Arthropoda; Insecta; Lepidoptera; Papilionidae
Source: the annotation of a GenBank genome assembly